GGUGGUCCAUCCCUGGCCGUGAUUGUCCAUCCCUGGAUUGCAUUGCGCAAAAAAAAGAUAAACAACAAUUUCGCUCGCCGCAUUCGAUUGCAAUUUAUAUUUUUAUUAUUUAUUUAGCAUAUAUUACCCAAGCAAAGCUGCAGAAUAGCAAUGACUGGAAUGCUGAGAGGAGUCCUCUGCCGGCCCGAGCCGCGCCUGCUCUCCAUGCGUUGCCUUAGCUCAGCAGCUGGAGGCAGCUCAGGCACCACCACAGAGGGAGUCAGCACAGGCGCCACGCCCCUGCGCCCACGUCCAAAUGCCCUGACCGAUGAGAUCAUACGCGUCGAUCAUGCCGGCGAACUGGGCGCCGAUCGCAUCUACGCCGGGCAAAUGGCCAUUCUGGGCAACGGACCGCUUGGCAAGACCAUCGGCCAUAUGUGGGAGCAGGAGAAGGAGCACCGCAAGCAAUUCGAGCAGCUCAUCCAGCAGCAUCGCGUGCGUCCAACGAUCAUGACGCCGCUGUGGAACGUGGCCGGAUUUGUGCUGGGCGCUGGAACCGCUCUGAUGGGCGAAAAGGCGGCCAUGGCCUGCACGGUGGCCGUGGAGACGGUCAUUGUGGAGCACUACAACGACCAGCUGCGCCAGAUCAUGGAGGCACCCAAUCCCGACAAGGAGCUGCUAGCGACAAUCACCAAGUUUCGGGACGAGGAGCAGGAGCACCACGACACGGGCAUCGAUCACGGGGCUGAGCAGGCGCCCUUCUACCAGGCCAUGACCGAGGUGAUCAAGUUCGGCUGCAAGACGGCCAUUGCCAUUUCGAAGAAGAUCUAGGCGGAGGAGUAGUUGGGCCGCCACCCCACCCCCUGUAUAUAUCAAAACUAUCUGUUCCCGCACCAUGUUAAGCAUUAAAGGCAGAGCUAAAUGUCCAGUACUCACCACCUUCGCACUGGGUGCCUUGGUAGCCCUCCGGACAGGUGCAGAUGGACGGCGCCGUGCAGUUGCCGCCGUUGAGGCACUGCGGGAAACAGAAGGCCGUCUCGCAGUAUUGGCCCGUAUAGCCCACGUUGCACUUGCAGAUGUGAUGCUCGUUGCAGUAGCCGUUCUUGCCGCACUUCAAACUGCAUUCUGGAUCGGGAGCUUAAGUUUAUUUAGUUUAGUUCAAUCGUUCGCAGGUAACGAGACAUUAACAUUAACACACAUUUAACACUUGGUCACAUCUGGACUCGCAGAGGACUAAGCAGAGCAAAUAGGAACCACAGAAAGGGGGAAAGAUGGAGUGGAUACAUAGGUCGACAGAUAGAAAGAUAGGAAAGCGGUUGGCGUGGAAUAAGGGACCUCAGGGGCUAUUUUAUUAUGCAGAACGUUAUUAAAACACAUUUAAAGAAGUCUCGAGUAGUGAGUGAAUGGAACUUGCGGAAAACAGCAUUGAAAUGCAUGUAUGUAUACACUGUAGAACGAAUUGUUUCUUAAAAAGUGAAGCUAAUUUUUUGUAAAACCAUAUUUUAAAGAAAAUAUUAACUGUACUGUUCUGAUUUGUAUUUUCGAAAAAUAUUGACGAGUUCGAUUUGACUUUGAAUGCGUUUUUUAAGCAGCUUGGUCAAUUUUUAACAAUUAUUAGCUUAGGUUUAUAUUUAAACCUUAAUAUACCUUUAUAUAAAUAAAUAAAAAAAGAGUUAUAUCA
Messenger RNA from Drosophila subpulchrella, 1660 nucleotides. It is a transcript of the gene Coq7, whose product is annotated as 5-demethoxyubiquinone hydroxylase, mitochondrial. Gene Ontology annotation, molecular function: 3-demethoxyubiquinol 3-hydroxylase activity. Gene Ontology annotation, cellular component: nucleus; mitochondrial inner membrane. Bases 151 to 810 code for a protein of 219 amino acids. NCBI's taxonomy places the organism in Eukaryota, Metazoa, Arthropoda, Insecta, Diptera, Drosophilidae. Gene Ontology annotation, biological process: determination of adult lifespan; regulation of gene expression; ubiquinone biosynthetic process. The transcript is spliced from 3 exons. The record is from RefSeq and is a predicted model, not a curated record.